Messenger RNA from Heterobasidion irregulare TC 32-1, 243 nucleotides. RefSeq lists its product as uncharacterized. The coding region runs from base 1 to 243 and encodes 80 amino acids. The transcript has a single exon. NCBI's taxonomy places the organism in Eukaryota, Fungi, Basidiomycota, Agaricomycetes, Russulales, Bondarzewiaceae. The record is from RefSeq and is a predicted model, not a curated record.
AUGUGCAUAUGGGCUAAGUGCUUGCUGGUGUGCUCAAUUGAGAAUGAGCAUUGCUGCAUGGCUUGUCUUCUCUCAAACCAGGCCGAUGUCAAGAAUCAAGUCUCCCUUCUUAAACAGGAGAUUAUCGCUCAUGGUCACAUCUGUAUAUUUCACCCAAAAUUCCAUUGUGAGCUCAACCUAAUUGAGAUGAUGAGUAAACUGCUUAUUCUGCCAUUUUCAAUUUUAUUUCUCUCUGUUUAUUGA